AUGACUCGACGCGGCGGCGCCUCGGAGGACGCGCCGGACGCGCGCAGGGAGCGCAGCAGCAGCAGCAGCAGCAGCAGAAGCGGCGGUAGCGCGGCCGUGCCCGCUGCCUCGCCGCAGUUCGCGGCGCUGCACUCGCGCGUGGGCAAGAGGUACCAGGCGGCCAUCCCGGAGCUGCUGGCGGCCCCGGCGGACGCGGCCGAGCUGCUCUUCAAGCAGCAGGCGCUGCAGCAGCCGCGGCCCAGAUACCGCCCCGACCGCGCGGAAGAGCUGGGCGUGGAGCUGGACAAGUAUCUGAAGCUGGCGCGCUCGCUGAGGGACGGCGCAACGUUCGACACGCAGGAGCAGGUGGAGACGCUGGCGCUGCAGCACCUGCACCGCUUCGACUACAACCCGACGGACGCGGCGUGCUCGCUGUAUGCCCGGCACAGCAUCGAGCUGCCGAGGGCGGCGGGGGCCGCGCCGCCGUCCACGACCAAGAGCACAGCAGCGGAGGAGGCCAAGAAGUGGCUCCUGGCUUUCUACCGCUGCAUGCGGCGCACGACCAUCGACGAGAAGGUGCUGAAGCAAAUGUGUGAGCUGCAUGACAAGACGGAGCAGAACGCUGAUACGAUUCAUGCUACGGAAGCUGGAGUGCUGAAGAGACUUGUGACGCGUAUUUUAAAGUGGAGAGAGCAGUGUGAAGAGGCCAGCAAGAGUAAGGUGGACCGCGCGCGGCUACUAAAGCUGCUGCACCAAGCCGAAGACAUGCAGGUUGAGUUGCCGGAAAAGGAGGCGCUCGUCUCGAGGUUGCGAACAUUUGACUUAGCGUUGACGCAGCUGAAGGAGGCGCUGGAGCAUAGCAGCAAGCGCCACCAGAACAGGAAGGUGGAGUUGGACGAACUGAACGGACUGUUUGAAGCAGUCAUGGCACCGCAACUUGAGUUUCCGGAAGAAGACAGGUUUCGGGCUACUGUGGAUGAAGCCAAGGACCUCAAGGCUACUAUCGAUAAAAUGCUUGGAGAGGACAAGGUGAGCUUGCCCGUGAUGCGGGACGUGCUUGCAAAGAUCGAGCUGGUGCCGGUAAAUUUCGAGCAGGAGGUGGAGCAGUUCCAGAACAAAAUGCUGAAUGCACAGACGUGGCUAGCCAAGGCGCGCAAGUGCAUGCCUAACCGUCGCGCAACGCGCCGAGCGGGUGGAGGAGACACAAAGAAAAUGGAUCUGGAGGCUAUUCGCGCGCUUGUAGAUGACGCACCCUGUGAAAAUAGUACCGAGAUGUUUGAGAUGCAAGAUCUACUCGAGUGUGCUGACGUGUGGGCCGUUAAGGUGAAGGAGGCGAUAGAUGGUGGUGCUGACGUAACGCUUGAGCAUUUGAAGGAGCUUUUGGACGAGGCGAAAGACAUUCCCGUGGUGAUGGACGAGCAGAAAUUUUUGGAAGCCGAGAUUGCUGCGCGUGAGUGGUGCACAACUGCUGCGGAGAAGCUAGCCUCUCGCAAGCCCAUCGAAGAAAUGGAGGAACUGAUCACACAAGCGAAAUCGAUUCGUGAACGAAUUCACCCGAAAAAACAGUCACGCUGGAAACCGCAGGUGGAACGCGAUAUUCAUGCCGCGAUGGACCAAUCUCGCAAGUGGAUCAAUGAGCUGCGCGACAACCUUGGUGUUGCGGCGUUCGAUAAACUGUUUGCGUCGUUGCCGUCGUACGUUCCUUCUUCACACAGGUCAUCAACUUCGUCGGCGAAUGUGGAUAGAGCGCAGAAGAAGUCAACGGAUGCGAUCAGCAAACUAAUUGAAAAGUCGCAGGCACUUACAAUCGAUGUGGCAUCAUACACUACACCUCUGAACGAGCUGCUUUUGAAGGGUAUCGAAGCGCAAGCUGAGGCCAGCGCUAUUUUGAUGGGUAUUGGUUGCUGGUCAGGAACGGAUAAUGAUACCGCUGGGAUGGAGAUUGAUUCGAUGCCUCGAGAGCUUGGUGAUCUGGCCCAGGCGUCGUCGCUUCUUGAGAGGAUAGAUGCAUUCCCGUUUACAUUCGAGGAAGGGCUUACUCUCGCCGGCAUCGUGGAAGGUGAGAAGGCCUGGGCGGCACGUGUUCGCGACUGCAUUCCUCCGAGGCAAUCGAGGAAAAAGCGUCAAGCCAACGAGUCAUUUACCAUGGAGCAGCUACAUGAACUGCUUGAUGAGUCGAAGAAGCUGUACUUUCUGUUCAAGGAAGAGCUGCGCAUCCUCUCGAAGGAGCUCAGUGAUCUUACCACAUGGCGCGCCAAGGCUCAGGAAGUUAUCCAUGGUGAUGUGAGUGUAUCCAUAGCAAACGUGGUUGAGCGUCUUCAAUCGUUCGAUUUGCUGGUAUAUGGGAAGCUUCAGAAGGCCAAAAAGAAGCUCCACAUUGGAGAUGUGGCCGCCACCGAAACGGAGAAAGAAGGCAACCAAAGCACCGACAUG
This is a messenger RNA of Phytophthora sojae, 2412 nucleotides long. RefSeq lists its product as hypothetical. The transcript has 2 exons. NCBI's taxonomy places the organism in Eukaryota, Oomycota, Peronosporomycetes, Peronosporales, Peronosporaceae. The record is from RefSeq and is a predicted model, not a curated record. The annotation marks the transcript as partial.